Messenger RNA from Varanus komodoensis (Komodo dragon), 1677 nucleotides. It is a transcript of the gene B3GALT1, whose product is annotated as beta-1,3-galactosyltransferase 1. The record is from RefSeq and is a predicted model, not a curated record. Gene Ontology annotation, molecular function: N-acetyl-beta-D-glucosaminide beta-(1,3)-galactosyltransferase activity. Gene Ontology annotation, cellular component: membrane. The transcript has a single exon. Bases 85 to 1065 code for a protein of 326 amino acids. Lineage: Eukaryota; Metazoa; Chordata; Lepidosauria; Squamata; Varanidae.
ACAUGCUGUUUCUGCAGGACCGUGAAACAGUAAUGGUAAGAGGGCUAUUUAUUCAUUCUGCUAAAUAGAAGAGCUCCAGGAACAAUGGCUUCCAAAGUCUCAUGUUUGUAUGUCCUGACGGUUGUUUGUUGGGCGAGUGCUCUUUGGUACUUAAGUAUAACACGUCCCACUUCAUCCUACACAGUCCAUAAAACUUAUGACAGCAUCUCAAUGGCUAGAAAAAAUGUCUCUUUUGGCAAUAUAAGGACUCGACCAAUAAAUCCUCAUUUGUUCGAUUUCCUCAUAAAUGAGCCAGAGAAGUGUGAGAAGAAUGCGCCCUUUUUGGUCAUUCUCAUCAGCACAACACACAAAGAAUUCGAUGCCAGACAAGCCAUUCGCGAGACGUGGGGGGAUGAGAAUAACUUCAAAGGCAUUAAGAUUUGCACUCUCUUCCUACUGGGUAAAAACACAGACCCGGUGUUGAACCAGAUGGUAGAACAAGAAAGUCAAAUUUUCCAUGACAUUAUUGUGGAGGAUUUCAUUGACUCCUAUCACAACCUGACCCUGAAAACAUUAAUGGGGAUGAGGUGGGUGGCUACCUUUUGCUCCAAAGCCAAGUACAUCAUGAAAACGGACAGUGACAUCUUUGUAAAUAUGGACAACCUUAUUUACAAGUUGCUGAAACCCAACACCAAGCCAAGACGAAGAUACUUCACUGGCUAUGUCAUCAACGGGGGCCCGAUAAGGGAUGUCCGUAGCAAAUGGUACAUGCCGAGGGACUUGUACCCCGAUAGCAACUAUCCGCCAUUUUGCUCAGGCACGGGCUACGUUUUUUCAGCCGAUGUAGCAGAGAUGAUUUAUAAAACCUCCCUCCACACUAGACUUCUUCAUCUUGAAGACGUGUACGUGGGACUGUGUCUGCGGAAGCUUGGCAUCCACCCUUUCCAAAACAGUGGCUUUAAUCACUGGAAGAUGGCAUACAGCCUGUGCAGGUAUCGGCGUGUUAUCACGGUACAUCAGAUAUCACCCGAGGAAAUGCACAGGAUUUGGAAUGAUAUGUCAAGCAAGAAGCAUCUCAGAUGUUAGGACUUGUUAUAGAUGUAAAUACUUUGUUUACUUGCUUUUGUUUUUCAUCUGAGUAGAGAAGAAAUGGAAAUCUUAUAAUUAGACAAUGGGAUAUUGUCUUCCCAGGAGGGGGAGUUUUCAAUAUGUUGUGUUUGGUUUGUUUUUACCACUUUGACAUCUGAGUUACCAACUGCCGUCUAUUCCUAAUGGUUUAUUUAUAUCAGGCAAAAAGGCUAUUGAGUUACAUCUCUCUUCUCCAGUCUCACAACUGUCUGCUCAAGGCAAAUGACCCCUAAACAUUGUAUAAUCUAUUCCCAUCAAGCUUCUGAAAUAGAAGCCAACCUUGAAAGGAGGGGUGGGCAAUUUGAGGGUCCCUGGAGGGGAAGCUCUUGCACAUAAACUGCAAGUUUAUGGUUCAAUCUGGAGAACCUACCCUUUUUGUUGUUUUUAAAGGAACUUCAUGCUCAUUGAAAUGAAUUUGAAUGUGCAGAGCUGAGUAGUUUUACUGUAGCUUUCUUGAUGUUGUUCUCUCAAUGCACACUGAAGAUCAGUUUCAAAAUGCAGAGUUUGCUGGUAGUGCAAAGAGAAUAAAAUCCUUUCAGGUUAUAAAGCAGAAUUCCGAAGGGGCCCCUG